AUGUAUGCCGCAGUUAAGCCGCUGUCUAAGUACUUGCAAUUCAAGUCGGUGCACAUUUACGAUGCCGUCUUCACCAUCCACUCUAAGUGCACGGUGGCCCUGCUGUUGGCCUGCACUUUUCUGCUCUCCUCCAAGCAGUACUUUGGCGAUCCCAUACAGUGCAUGCGCGAUCACAAUGACAUGGACUUUAUUCACGCUUAUUGCUGGAUGUACGGCGCCUACGUAUCGACCAACAUAACGUACACGCCUGAUCCGUUUGGACACGAGCGCUGCAAGCCGGGUGGUUUGGGAGGAACAGUGCCUAUGGCUCAGCGCCGAUAUCUGCGCUAUUACCAGUGGGUUGUUCUAGUGAUGCUCCUGCAGUCGUUUGUGUUUUAUUUGCCGGCAUUUUUGUGGAAGAUCUGGGAGGGCGGCCGCCUAAAGCAUCUGUGCAUGGAUUUUCACCAGACCGCAGUCAGCAAGGAGAGGAGCAAGGCUCACUUGGGUGUUCUGGUCAAAUACUUUACGAGCGACUACAAGGAGACACACUUUCGCUACUUUGCCAGCUAUGUGUUUUGCGAGGUCCUGAACUUAGGGAUCAGCAUUGUGAACAUGCUGCUAUUGGAUGUGUUUAUUGAAGGUUUCUGGACUCAUUAUGUUGACGCUUUCCUUGCGGUGUACUCUGGCGACUGGGAGAUGUGGAGCAGCAUCACCAAGCGCGUCUUUCCCAAGUGCGCAAAGUGCGAGGUAGUCAGAUUCGGGCCUAGCGGAUCGGACUCUUCAAUGGAUACCCUCUGCCUACUGCCCCUAAAUAUUCUGAACGAGAAGAUCUUUGCCUUCUUGUGGGUCUGGUUUAUGGCAAUGACUUUUCUGGCUGGACUCAAGCUGUUCUUCCGCAUGAUUACCAUGUUCAAUAGCGGCAUACGCUUCCACAUUCUGCGGGCCAGAGCCCGUCUCAUGCCCAAGUCACAUCUGCAGCGCGCCCUGCAAAACUGCAGCUUCGGCGACUGGUUUGUCCUGAUGCGUGUGGGCAAUAAUAUAAGUCCGGAGAUGUUUCGCAAGUUGCUCGAAGAGCUCUACGCGACCCAGUCCCAGCGCAAGCCCCCGCCUGGAGCGGAUGAAAUCUAAUCAUGAUUCUAACUAAAUUUUUGACAUUUUCCUAUCAAUGAAGUUCUCUGUUCUUUUAUUUUUUUCGCGUGCCUUCUUCAAGAGAUGUUCGGAGAUGGCUCAAUCAUAUUCACAUCAUAAUCGAUAUGUAAGAAUUAUCGACAUUGUACUUAACAUAAUUUCAUAAUUUCCUUUCAAGUGUCACUACUUCUUAACUAAGCGAAAUGUACCACUUUUGUUGUGUACAUACACAUAUGUACUUUAAAACGUAUCUUAAUGAAUAUAAUUUUCUACCUUUAUAA
Molecule: messenger RNA, 1388 nt
Organism: Drosophila pseudoobscura
Lineage: Eukaryota; Metazoa; Arthropoda; Insecta; Diptera; Drosophilidae
Gene: zpg
Product: zero population growth
Exons: 3
Coding region: 1-1107 (368 amino acids)
Biological process (GO): phototransduction
Cellular component (GO): gap junction; plasma membrane
Molecular function (GO): gap junction channel activity
Source: RefSeq, a predicted model, not a curated record